Messenger RNA from Penicillium macrosclerotiorum, 1053 nucleotides. RefSeq lists its product as uncharacterized. The transcript is spliced from 2 exons. Lineage: Eukaryota; Fungi; Ascomycota; Eurotiomycetes; Eurotiales; Aspergillaceae. Bases 1 to 1053 code for a protein of 350 amino acids. The record is from RefSeq and is a predicted model, not a curated record.
AUGACCACCACCUAUGCGCCCCAGACGUCGGGCAACACCACAACAUCAUGGCUUCCCAUGACCACUGCUUUCACCCCAUCGGCAUUCUGCGGGAGUAUGAUCAUCAGCGAGGGUGCGCUUCUCACAUUCUAUGAUAUCAAUUUAUUACUAUACUUGGGGUCCAGUACUGCGUCCGAUUGCCUCGCGCCCGCAGUCCUUUCCUCGUAUACGGGCAAUUCCGACCCAUACACGACGUAUUCGAUGGGCCCGUUCACCUGCCCGGGAAGCUGGAGUGAGGUAGCCACUACAGUAAAAGACGGGUCCAGCACUCAGACGCUCUGCUGCCCUUCAAAUUACCAAGGGAUUGUUCGGCAAAACACAGACAAUACUCUUUCCGGAUGGUGCCAGUCUGUCUUUGGAAAUAGAUCCUCGUCGUUGGUCUUUUUGGACAACGAGUUGAUUACGACAAAAUCGCUUCCUGCAUACAAUACAACCACUUUCGGGACUGCCAUGACCAUUACCGCAACCACGAUUAUGGGAUGGAAUGUCAAGGCGCACACCGCCACUGCGACCUCGACAAUUUCAACAGAUUCAACAGCAUCGACAGCAUCAUCGACAUCAACAACAGGCGCAGGUACUGCGACGGCUACACCUGCAAAUACCUCGUCUCAUGGCCUGAGCACUGGAGCUAAAGCGGGCGUCGGUGUUGGUGUGGCAGCAGGCGCUUUGGCCUUGAUCGCCUUUGGAUUGUUUUAUUUCUUCCACAAACGGAAGCAAAGAAAAAAUUCAAUAAAUACCGAAGGCAGCGCGAAUGGCUUGACAAAGGGCGCUAUGAGCAAGAAGCCAGUAGAGCUCGAUGGCCUUGGUCGACCGGUGGAAGUGAGUGGUUCCGAUCACAAGCCCCUACAAGAAAUGGUCGGGUGCGAGGAACCACGGCCAGAGCUAGGAUCCAAUGCUUUGAUGGAAUUAAAUGGAGACCAUGCGGUGUACGAGUUGGAGGGUACAGAUCAGCACCAUCGCCCGACGGAAGAAGAGAAGGCGCCGGGGACUGGUCCUCACCCCAAUUAUAUAUGA